AUGUCUUCUACAUCCUCUCCGUGUGCAGCGUGCAAAUUUCUCCGACGGAAGUGCACGCUAGAGUGUGUGUUUGCGCCAUAUUUUCCGCCGGACAACCCCCAGAAAUUUGCUAAUGUUCAUAAAGUUUUCGGGGCGAGUAACGUGGCAAAACUCCUCAAUGAACUCAACGCAAGUCAACGAGAGGAUGCCGUUAAUUCGCUGGCGUACGAGGCCGAAUACCGGCUUCGUGAUCCUAUAUAUGGCUGUGUUGGCCUAAUAUCUAUCCUUCAGCACAAGCUGAGGCAAGUCCAUAAUGAAUUGGCUACUGCAAAGAAAGAAUUGGCUACUUACAUUGGGCCUGCAGCCAUGCUUCCUAUGCUGAAUCAACAAGGUUUCAUGCAGCAGCAGAAUCCAAAUUAUGGGGCCUCGGCUUUUCAGGCGAUGCCGUACAAUAUGCAGCCGAUGAUGGCGAUGCCGUCCAGAGUGUCACACGGGGCGCAGCUGAUUAUUCGGGAACCCCAGCAGCAGAUUCUUGAUGCACAGCAAUUGGCUGCUGCGGGGGAGCAGGAGAUAUUGAGGACUUAUGAACAGCACCGACACCAGCAACAGGAAGACUUAGUGAGGUAUAAUGUUGGGUUCGAUAACGCCGGAGGGCCGGUGACUGCCACCGGAUUUACACAAAUCCCAGAUGAAGAUGCUAUGCCGCCGCCGCAUUUGGCUUUGGGUUCUUAUGACAGCAACCCUCUCCACCACAUCCAGCAGGAGGCACAGGAUCACUCACAUUCUCACCAGCUUCAGCUUCAGCCACAUGAGUAUUUCUUUCAGCAACAGCCGCAAGAGAAUGCUUCUCCUCAUCGUCUACAGCAGCUAAUUCAGCUGCAGCCUGAGGAACCACAGGCAUCGCACUCGCAGCCACAGCAGCAGCAAAAAGCCAAAAACGAAGAGGGCAGGAGCGUUAAUCCUUAA
This is a messenger RNA of Fraxinus pennsylvanica, 945 nucleotides long. Lineage: Eukaryota; Viridiplantae; Streptophyta; Magnoliopsida; Lamiales; Oleaceae. The record is from the annotation of a GenBank genome assembly.